GCGGAGCCCGCGGAGCGGCGGCGGCGCCGGCCCGGGAGGCGCUGCCCGGCCGAGCCGGCGGCUGCCCGCGGCGGCCGGACAUGCCCGCGCCCGGCGCGCCGACCCGCACCUCGCAGUGAGCGGCCCACGGCACCAUGGUCAGCAAGGACUCGGGCCGGUGCCCCCUGUCGGCGGCGGAGAGCGAGCUGGAGCCCGCCGCCUGCCUGGCGCUGGAGCUGAGGUACGCGCUGGACCCGGACCGGCAGAUCAAGAAGCGGAACAAGGCGCUGCAGGUGCGCUUCAAGGACAUCUGCGAGGCGCAGAGCGAGCAGCGGGGCGGGCCGGUGCCCGCCGGCCUGGGCGAGCGGCGUGAGGCCAAGCCCGUGUCCCAGCGGGCCGCCUACCGCAAGUACAUGACGGUGCCCGCGCGGCGCUCCAUCCCCAACGUCACCAGGAGCACGGGCGUGCAGACGUCGCCCGACCUCAGGAAGUGCUACCAGACCUUCCCGCCGGAGCGCAAGCGGGGGGCCCUCAAGGGGCUGCCCCCGGCCGCCGAGGACUUCCCCAGCGGCAGCGAGAGCGAUGGCUUGGCCCUGGAGGCGCGUGGGGGCGACACUGAUGGGGGCGCCGCCCAGGCCCGGCCCUGGGGCGCUGGCCACGUCUACACCACCGCCGCUUUGGUAUUCCACUCCGAGGCGGACACGCCGGACCGAGCCGUCGGGGUCAACUGUGCCGAGCCGGGUGCCCGGUCCGACGGCGGCGGCUGCCGAGACGCCCCCCUCCCCCAUGCCAGCCCGUCCCCCUCGCACGGGCCGGCCAGACUGGACAGGGCCACCCCCACGCCCGACCGGGAAGUCCCGGGCCCGGCCCCGGGCAGGGUCUUCAAGACGGAGGUGGCCGCGGUGUACGCCAAGCCCCCCGAGUCCGCCCUGGCCAACUCGGCGGCGGCCAGUGAGUGGUCCCUGUGCCCGGCGGCCACCGACGAGCAGAGGAGGGACACGCACGUCAACGGGGUCCAGGGGCCCCCGGGCUCGGCCGCGGCCUGCUCGCCGCCCCGGCAGUGCCUGUCCCCGCAGUGGGGUGAGCACCCCCCGCAGCCCGGCACCCCGCUGCGGGAGGAGCCGCGGCCGGCGGGCGAGUGCCGGGAAAUCGUGCCUCAGACGGAAGUCGGGGACCUGAAGGCGCAGCUGCAGGUGAUGGAGAACCUGAUCUGUUCCAGCCAGGAGACCAUCAAGGUGCUGCUGGGCGUCAUCCAGGAGCUGGAGAAAGGGGAGGCCCACCGCGAAGGGCUUUCCUACCGGACCGGGCAAGACACGGCCAACUGUGACACAUGUAGGAACAGUGCGUGCGUCAUCUACAGCGUGGAACUGGAUUUCAAGCAGCAAGAGGACAAGCUGCAGCCGGUUCUGAGGAAGCUGCAUCCCUUUGAGGAAACUCAGGUCGCACCUUUGCCUUACUCGCCGGAGUCUUACUCCGCGACUCCCAAGCAAAAAUCCAAAACGGAAUCCAAAAAGCACGGAAGAUGGAAACUCUGGUUCCUCUGAAGCUCGGGGG
Messenger RNA from Sorex fumeus (smoky shrew), 1533 nucleotides. RefSeq names its product inhibitory synaptic factor 2A (gene INSYN2A). The record is from RefSeq and is a predicted model, not a curated record. Gene Ontology annotation, cellular component: postsynaptic density. Lineage: Eukaryota; Metazoa; Chordata; Mammalia; Eulipotyphla; Soricidae. Bases 135 to 1523 code for a protein of 462 amino acids. Gene Ontology annotation, biological process: inhibitory postsynaptic potential. The transcript is spliced from 4 exons.